Aspergillus oryzae RIB40 is the source of this 885-nucleotide messenger RNA. RefSeq names its product Sec62 family protein translocation protein. Lineage: Eukaryota; Fungi; Ascomycota; Eurotiomycetes; Eurotiales; Aspergillaceae. Gene Ontology annotation, cellular component: endoplasmic reticulum membrane; endoplasmic reticulum. The coding region runs from base 1 to 885 and encodes 294 amino acids. The record is from RefSeq and is a predicted model, not a curated record. The transcript has 3 exons. Gene Ontology annotation, biological process: post-translational protein targeting to membrane, translocation.
AUGCGGUUAGAUUCGCAACCCUGUCUGACAAUUCACGCAAGGCAUAGGUCUCAUUCAAGCCUUGAGGCUGAGAUAGGCUACUCGAAAGCGCCCAAGAGGAGUUCGCCUGAGAUACCUGGGAAGCAUCUGUGUCAUAGAUGCAACGUGAAACGUGCCAUUCGCGCUCUGGAGUCGCCCGCGUACGCUAAAGCAGCCGCAAAGAAGAACUCUUUACUCCCUCCCGUAACGGACCGUGCAUCAGCAGAGAAUGUUUUCAAGCUCCUCCCCCUAUCGCUUCUUGCCUUGCGCGUGUCGAAAGUCGAUCCCCAUGCGGGUCACAACCACGCGAAGCCCAAGAACCGAGUCAAGGGGCUGUGGACCGUCAAGAUUGAGCAACACCAGGAAACAGACCCUAUGAUGCACUACGUAUGGCUAUAUGAGGGUCCGCAAUGGAAACAGAAGGCUAUGGCCGCCGCAGUGGUGGCUGGUAUUUUCGCCGUUGUUCUCUUCCCAUUGUGGCCCAUGGUGAUGAGACAGGGUGUUUGGUACCUGAGUGUUGGUAUGAUGGGUCUACUGGGGUUAUUCUUUGCCAUGUCGAUCUUCCGUCUUAUUCUGUUUUGCGUCACGGUCUUUGCUGUCCCUCCUGGUCUCUGGUUGUUCCCGAACUUGUUCGAGGAUGUUGGCUUCAUUGACAGCUUCAAGCCCUUGUGGGGUUGGCAAGAGAGUAAGAAAAAGAAGAAGUCUAAGAAGUCUUCCGGCGACGCAUCCAAGUCCGCCAAGUCUCCCGUCUCUCAACCAGCCGACUCUGCCCCUUCAGCGACCACAACGGCAACCGCGGCCCCAGAUACUUCAAGUGCCGUGAAGCGCGAUCUGGCCCCUCGAGUUGAGGAGGUGACAGACGAGUAA